UGGGUGGAGGCCACAAACUCAUCUGAGCGGCCAGCAGGGGGUCAGCCUACAGGUGAGUCUGAGAGAGAGAGAGAGAGAGAGAGAGAGAAGAGAGAGAGAGAGAGAGAGGCAGUGACUAUGGCACUGAAAUGAGUGUUUUUACUGAACCUGAGAAGAAAAAAGCGAAGAAACAGGACCUGAUGCGGAGCUCGAGCGCCUCCUCUGCGCUACAUUAUUCCUGAUCGCCGCUCAGUGCGCGAGGACUGAGUUAGUGUAAAAUGGCUUCAUUCGCUGCUUUGUGUUUGUGUUGGUGUUUGUCUUUGUUGCUGAUCGCUGGAGCUAAAACACCAGAACAGAGCCACUCGGAUCAGUUCCAAAAAGAUCGCGAGGACUUCAUUCUAAUCACUGAAGACUCUGUAAAGGAAGGAGCCACUUACAUCUCCAACCCCGCCGUUCAGACUGCCCGGGAGUGCGAGCGCGCGUGCGGCGGAAACGCGCGCUGUAAUCUGGCGCUGGUGGAGGGCGAUGAGAACUCGAUCACGAGUUGCUUUCUGUUCGACUGUGUUUACAGGAAUAAGUUCGUCUGUCGCUUCGUCAAGAAGCCCGGAUUCACCCCUUACAUCAGGCACUCUGUUUAUGGACGCUACCUGGGAGGACCGGCUCGAGCUUCAGAUGAGGAAGACAGACCUCCUAUAGCCAAUGCAGGGCCAGAUUUGGUGGUCCAGUCUGGUGAGCGAGUGACCCUGAAUGGCAUCGAGAGCUGGGAUGACAAAAAGAUAAUCAGCUACGAGUGGAAACUUCUGAGAGGAAACCACUUUGUAAAGAGUGAGACAACAGAUCUCCCUGACCAGAUGAUAUUGUCCAACCUGCAGCCUGGAGUUUAUGAGUACAAGCUUACGGUCACUGAUUCAGCCGGUCAGUCGGACUCCACAUCGAUUACUGUCCUGGUUCUGACAGCGGAGCAGGCCGAGCGUCACUGUUUGACUCCAAAGAAGGUGGGUCCCUGUCGAGGGUCAUUUCCUCGCUGGCAUUACAAUGCUGCAUCUAACAGGUGUGAGGAAUUCCAAUUUGGAGGCUGUUUGGCAACCAACAACAACUACCUCUCUUACCAGGAGUGCUCUGACGCCUGUAAUGGCACAACAGUGACUGCUGAAAGGAGGAAACUCAAGUUGCUCACUGAAGUGUGCGGGGGUCAGUGUGCAGAUGGUCAGUUCAACUGCUCCAACAGCUGCUGUUUGGAGGCAGAGUUAGAGUGUGAUGGACAGGCCCAGUGCAACAACUUGGAUGAGGAGAACUGUCAGCGCUUAAACAAAACUCUUUCUCAUUUACUGGAGAUUCAUGUGAAUGACAAGAAAGCGCGCUGUGUGGACCCCCCGGCGACAGGACCCUGCAGAGCCAGCAUGCCGCGCUGGUAUUACGACCCUCUGAACAGAAACUGCCAUCAGUUCACUUACGGAGGCUGCGGUGGAAACAAGAACAACUUUGAGAUGAAGACGAUCUGCAUGGAGGCCUGCGAAGAAAUCACAGAGAAUGACGUCUUUUUCAAGGGUCUGUUUGAACGCUCUGAACAGGAUGAACAUCAUUCAGGCUCCGUGGCGACAGCGGUAAUCCUGGCAGUAGUCAUUCUUGCUCUUUUAGCUCUGCUGGGUUUCUGUUUUCUGAAGAAGAGGAAGAGCAGCUCUCAGCGCCAGCCCGUUCCCACAGCCAGCCCAGUGGUCACUUUCACAGAGGACACAGAACACCUUGUCUACAAACCCACCACCACCUCCUAACACCUCUUCAAACCCACUACCACCUCCUAACACCUCUUCAAACCCACUACCACCUCCUAACGCCUCUACAAACCCACCACUGCCUUCUAACACCUCUGUAAACCAACCACCACCUCCUAACACCUCUACGAACCCGCCACACAGGAUUAAUCACAGUAUGAUAUUAUUGUUAAAGUGAAACACUCUUGUUUAUUUGUAUUUAUGGGAUUUUCUGUACUGCUUUCAUCAGUACUUUUUGCAACUUUUUAUUUUUCUGUUUUCCAGUUUCUCAGGGUUUAUUAUCAGUGGCUUUCAUCCUGUUCAGUUAUGACUGUCAUUUUAAAGAUUUUUAUUCUUUUCUUUCAUGUUUUAUUUUUCUUUGUUGUUUUUUGUUGUUAUGAAUGGAAUUGCUGGUUUUAUUGAUGUUUACGUAGUAAAACUUUACACUGUUAAAUUGCCGUUCAUUUAACAGUUUAAUAAAAUAUUCUGAAUGUCAUAUAUCAAGAAAAUAUUAAUCUGUAUAGAAUUAUUAAGGUGGAAAUUAUUUUAUUACUGUUGAGAGAGUCUGAAUGAUGCUGGAGAUAAAUCUACAAAUCCUGCACAUCCAACAACAUAAACACCAUCUUAAAUAUAGGAGACUAACAUCAUGAAGUUGCGUCUCUACCACCAGAUGGCGCUGUAUUACCACAGGGUGACGUGGGUAAAUAUUGGGGUAAAUAAUAUUGUUUAAUGUUUGGUCUCAUUAUCAUGUCUUGCACGAUAUGUUGACCAAAUGUAAACCAAAAGAACAACCGGUAACAAAAUUACAAAAAGUAAAGCCAAAAAUAGUGACUAAAGCUGUGUUUUAAAGACAAGGUAGAAUUUGACUUCUUACCUGACUUUUCCAUUCCAGCAUAAAUUGUGCAGCUGUUACAUUCUCAUGCCUGUGGUGCCACACUGUAACUGCUGCACCAUUUAAGGUGGAACAGAAAGUUUGAGUAAGCAGUUGGCAAAUAAUAACUGGUUACAUUUACUCAGUUAAUUAUACUCAUGAGCUAUGUAUUAUUAUAUGAAUACACACAUCUUCUAAGCCGCUUAUCUUUCUGGGGCUGCUGGAGCCUAUCCCAGCAGUCAUUGGGCAGAAGGCAGGAUACACCCUGGACAGGUCACCAGUCCAUCAUUGGGCAGACAAACAGACAUAUACAUUCACACACACACUCGCACCUAGGGGCAAUUUAGCAUAUCCAGUUGCCCCGACUGCAUGUCUUUAGACUGUGGGCGGAAACCAGAGACAGGAAACACCGACAUGGGGAGAACAUACAAACUCCACACAAAAAGCACCCUGGCUGCCUGGCCAGGAAUCAAACCCAGGCCCUUCUUGCCUCCUGUGAGGCAGCCUCCGCUACCCACUGUGCCACCCUAAUUAUAUGAAUAAUUAUUUAAUAUUAAUAUAAUCACGUAGUGUUGUUAUGACUUUGUGCUUCUUUUGAAAUUUUAUUUUAAAAUUGAUCUGAUUUUUGUUACAUUUUAAUCUUUCUUAUUUAGUUGCUAAUUCCUUUUUGUGAGGUUUUGUUGUUGGUUCAGCAGCUGUUCCUGCUUUAUGAUUCUGUCUCUUUGGAGCUUUAAGUUUAUAUUUUAGACCAAAAGGGUCCAAAAAGAGAAGAAAACCCCUAACAUAAACCCUGAAUGUAAAAGAUAUUCUGCUGCAGUUGUCAGUUACUCAGUUCUUAGGUAGGAUUUCAUCUGCUUUGUUUUUCUGAUUGUCUGAUUUUAUUUGGCUUUUUUAUUUACUUUUUAUUUGUUUCCCUUACAUCUUGUAGCAAGUCUGCCAUUUUCUCUUUAGGAAAAUGUUCUUUGUUUAAGCCACAGAGAGGGAUCUACACACACUCAGGAAAUGAGGGAAGGUCACCAACCGAAAAUCACAAAAAGGUCAACGCUUCAGACACGUUAAUUAAUCUGAAAAGUACACGAUUAAACACAACCAACACGUUCACUCUUCUUUAUGAGCAGCAACAAUUAACACAAUAAACUGAACUAAAUACAGCCUUUGGAGAGGCGCACUGCAUUCUGAGAGUCAUCUAUUUGCUCCUGUCUGCUCUCCUAAUUGGCCAAAAAAGUCCUAAAAGUCCAGCAUUUCCUUCCUGAGGUUAAGCACAGCUCUGUCCACCAUGAAGGAAAUCCAACAUGAGCACGCAUGCAUCCUGUAGGCAUGAGCUAGAUCUUGUCCCCUUGUCUUAGCUGCUCCCUCUCACUCUGAUUUGGCUGGCGGUGAUGUACCUGAAUUGGAUGGUUGUUGCUUCCAAGUUGUCAGGUGUGCCACUCUUAGGGUGUGGGAGCACAUGUGGAAGUAGUAGUGAUACUAAUUAGUCAGUGUCAGUGAGGGCAGUGAGCCGGCUGUGGCAUCAAUGCCGAGGGUCAUUCUCUCCGUCGGCUUUGGUUCACAGCAUUGCCUGGUGCAGUGUCCCAUCUUCCUGCACUGCCAGCACACCAGUCGCUCCACCAUCGCUUGUUUGGGUGCUGCUCUGUAGGUCAUCUGCUUCACGAUACACGUUUAAACACAAGCAACAUUAAACUCAACUAAAUACAGGCUGUGGAGAGGUGCAUGGCAUUCUGGGAGUCCUCUACAUACUCCUCUCCACUCUCCCAUUUGGCCCAAACCUUAAGCAUAGUGACAGCGCCACAUUAUUUUAGUGCUGUUUUAUCUCUUUUUCUUAUUUGAGCUUUUACUUAUUUUUUUUUUAUAAAUUGUCUUGUUCAUUUAGCCUUGUAAGUCUUCAUUUGUUUUAAACCAGUUUGUAACCCUUGUUGCACUUCCGAUUCAAAAUAAAGGUUGGUUCUUUGAUUUUUU
Messenger RNA from Colossoma macropomum (tambaqui), 4557 nucleotides. It is a transcript of the gene spint1b, whose product is annotated as serine peptidase inhibitor, Kunitz type 1 b. Lineage: Eukaryota; Metazoa; Chordata; Actinopteri; Characiformes; Serrasalmidae. The transcript is spliced from 10 exons. The coding region runs from base 258 to 1751 and encodes 497 amino acids. Gene Ontology annotation, molecular function: serine-type endopeptidase inhibitor activity; protein binding. The record is from RefSeq and is a predicted model, not a curated record.